Molecule: messenger RNA, 1246 nt
Organism: Bubalus bubalis (water buffalo)
Lineage: Eukaryota; Metazoa; Chordata; Mammalia; Artiodactyla; Bovidae
Product: vomeronasal type-1 receptor 4-like
Exons: 1
Coding region: 96-1058 (320 amino acids)
Biological process (GO): G protein-coupled receptor signaling pathway
Cellular component (GO): membrane
Molecular function (GO): pheromone receptor activity
Source: RefSeq, a predicted model, not a curated record
AAACCAUUUCUCUGGAGUAUGACAGCAUCUUUUUUUCUCAAGAGAGUUGACGGGUGAGACCCCCUUUCCUAGCUGGUUCCAUAAGAAGACUGCUGAUGGCAUCACCGCACAGCCUCUCCUCUGCUCCAGGCCACUCUGACAGCCACUCCACGUCUUUUGAGAAAGAUGUCCGUGUGACUGCAAGCCAGGCAGCUCUGAAAACCGUGUAUCUUUUACAGAUGGGAGUUGGGUCUCUGGCCAAUGGCCUUCUUUUUUUCUACCACAUCUCUCCUGUCUUAUUUGGACACAAGAAGAGACCCACAGACACGAUUCUCACCCAUAUAGCUGUUUCCAACCUUUUGGUUCUUCUCUCCUCGGGGAUCCCCCACACAAUGGCAGCUUUCAUUUCAGGGAGGCCCCUGUCUCCUCUAGGGUGUAAAUGUGUGUACUAUUUACAGAAAGUGGCUCACAGCACCUCCCUGUGCUCCACCUGCGUCCUGAGCACCUAUCAGUCCUUCACUCUCACCCCUGGGAGAGAAGGGAGGUCACUGCUCAGGGGAAGAGCCCCCAGGCUCACAGGUUCUUUCUGCUGCACCUGUUGGAUAUUCAGUGUUUUAAUGUACAUUUAUGUUCCUGUGAAAAUCACUGCUUCACCGAACAGACACAAUUAUACUGAUACGCAGGGUGAUUGGUUCUGCUCAUCCUCAAGUCCCAAUGCAGGGAUUGUCGUCCUGUGGUCCACCUCGGAUGCCGUGUUUAUUGGCCUCAUGAUCUGGUCCUGUGGCUCCAUGGUGCUUCUCCUGCACAGACACCGCCAGAGGGUGCAGUAUAUCCACACCCCCACUGGGCACCACAGACGCCCGCCAGAGACCAGAGCCGCCCACACCACCCUGAUGCUGGUGGUCACCUUUGUCGUCUUCUAUGUGGUGACUUCUAUUCUUGCUUUUUAUAUCACUGCCUUUUUUGAUUUUCGACAAUGGUUGAUACAGACCUCUGAUGUCUUGCUUUCCUGUUUUCCCACCAUUUCUCCCUUCCUGCUGCUCCUCAGGGAUCCUAGAACUGCUAGGAUCUGCUCUUGAGGUGUCAGCAGGUAUGACUCAAGUUCUCACCUUAAAUUUAUUGUCUUUAGCAGACAGCUUGAAUUUUAACAGAAAUUAUCCUGUAACUAAUCAGUACCAAGUUUUUUAAUUGAGUCAUAAUGAAGAAGUAAUGUUACAUUAGUCAUAAUAAAUAAGUAAUAUUACACCAUAUGGAUACUUGUAUUUGU